AAGACGUGCGAAGACGAACACGAAGACGAGGACUCUGCCUGGCUUAAGCUUAUGAAUUGCUGACGUGAGUUUGGGGACCUUCCAGAGACAGACACGACCCCGGCCCCGGCCCCGACCGCGACCCGCCCUGGUGCAGGUCCCAUCCCAAGAUGCACGGGAAAAUUGCAAUUCUAAUUAUCGUAUUAGCCGGCAACGUGUCGUGCAUAAGAAAUGCAAACGGAAACGACCAGCACAUUUCCGUGAAGCUGAAAAACUUCUUUCCCUCGGAGCCGCUCAGCGAGUCGGAAGGGACCCAGGAGCCGCCACAAAUCUCCGCCCGCGUCACCUCCAGCUCUGGCUUUCGGCCCUCGCAGAUGCUGGACUUUACGCCGUCGGAUGUGAUGUCCAGUGACGGCCUCAAUCGCUAUCCGCCCAGCUAUCUGGCGCCCAACUACCAGCACCAGUUCCCGAGCUCCCAGUCACAGUCCCAGUCCCAGUCCCCGGUCAGUCAUCAGGCGGCGAUGGACAAGCAGUUCUCGUUCCCCGAAGAGCCGUCGGGGGGCUUCCACAGCCUGGGCAGCACUACGAUUCCUACCACGCCGGUCGUUAGCUACCUGGAUCCGUACACCCAGCAGAACUAUGGCUAUGUGCCCACGGCGACCCCACCCACGCUGAUCCAGUACCAGCGGGAACAGCCCGAAGACGAUCAGGCCUACACGGUGCAGUCCACGCUGCUUGUCGGCAGCCACCAGCAGCAUCAGCAGCCUCAGCGACCACGUCCGGGGUACGUGGACGAUGUCUACCUCAAGCGGCCCGGCUAUGUCUUCGAUGAGAGCCCCUCGUCAGCGGUGUAUCGCCGCCCCACGAAAGCGCCGCCCGCCCUGCCGGCGCCUCCCACCACAGCGUCGCAUAAAAUUUCAUACGAUUCGCAUGAUUACCCGCCGCCGAGCUAUGCAGCCGAACAGACAUCCAAUUUCGUGCCCCAGACCCUGCCCGAACGGCCGCUCUACAACCGCCAAGACAUCAAUGACAAUCGACCAGCGGUGCAGGAGACCCAUCGACCCCGGCCCCAGGCCCAGGCACAGCUCCAAAUCCAACACCAGCCCCAGCCCAAGCCCCAGUCCAGGCCUCCUUCCUCGUCUAAUUAUGCAAACAACUUUGAUAAUUAUUUGCAGCGGCCGCCACCCAGCUACCAGAGCCAUUCCCAGUCCCAGUCCCAUGCCUACACCCAACCCCAGCCCCAACUCCAAGCGCAGUCUCAGCCUCAGUUGGGGUCCAGUCCUACGCACUAUCAAUACGAGCCGCUGGCAAGACCCCAGCCAGGAGUGGGAUAUGGACAGGGACAGGGACAGGGACCAAGACCAGGACACAAUUACUACGAGUAUCAAAUUGGUGAGAUACCGCCACCGCAAUCCCAUCCAGGACAGCGACCGAGCCAGUACCCGAGCCAGUACCCCAGCCAGCAUCAGCAUCAGCAGCAGCAGCAGUUCAGCAACUAUCGUCCUGGAGCAGGGCCAACGACAUAUCGACCCAGUCAGUCGUCGUCGUCGUCGUCGGGCGGCGGCGGCGUCGGCGGUGGCGGCGGUCUGGCCACACUGGCAUCGCUGUUCAGCUCAACGCAGCAGUACGCACCGCAAUUUACGAACCUCCUCCUAGGCACAGCCUCCUCCACCCAGUCGCAGUCCAGCCCAUUAGGAAGUCUCCUCGGCGCAUUCGCUGGCAAUGGAUACCAGCAGCAUCAGCAGCAGCAGCAGCAGUAUCAGAAGCCUCAGCAGGGACGACCACCCAACACACAACUCAUUAGAGCCCUGGAGAACAUCGCACGCAACGACGAUUUGGAGUGUGUGCCCAAGGUGCUCUGCCAGAUGAUUGCCGGUCAAACGUUACGUGGCCAAUUGCCAGGCUUCAUUACGUCCCCGGCCAUAGCCAACUUCCUCACUGGCUUUCCCGUGGCCUCGCCCGCCCUGAUCUACGGCAGGGCUGCCCUGCUGGGACUCAGCGGCGGAGAGCGCAGCUGCCUCCAGAGCUAUGAAAAGUGUCCGAAGAAUGAGAUGGAAAUCAUUCACUAUCUGAACAAUCAUCGCGGGGGCUUCUUCAAGUUCUUCAGCGAGCCGGAGGAGCAGCCGGUGGCGGCGCAGCAGAGCGAGAGUGGCGCUGGCUCAUUGUUCAGCAUCCUCUCAGCCCUGACGGGGGGCGGAGGAGGCGGUGGCCAGAGCCAGGUGUACACCACCCCGCGACCUGUGGCGCGACCCACCCAGCGGCCCAGCACGGACAUCGCCAGCGGCAUCGGCAGCUUCUUCAGCCAGGUCCUGUCCGAGUACCUGAACGGGGUGGAGUACCAGCGCAGGAGGAGGCGGAGGAGGAGGAGCCUGUUGCCAACGGAAAUUAAACGCGCUAUUCAGACGGAUGAUGCCCGCCUGAUGCCAGUCGACUUCCACGACGAGGAGGACGGCCUGGACACGCAGUCGGGGCGAGUAGUCAAGUUCCAAGACGACGACGAGGCGGAGGCGGCCCAGGCCCACACCGAGCUGAUUGGAGUGCUGCAAUUUCCCGAGGACGAGGGUCGCGUUCUCAACUUCAAGGGCAUCGAGAGUGAGGAGUAUCAUCAGGACGGCGCUAUCCGCUUUCCGGACGCCACUCCGGCGGAAGCAGCGCGCGACGACCAGAGCAAAAUUAUCCGCGAGUUCAAUCGCGAUGCGGCCCAGCGCAAAUUGAGAUUUCCCCCUGAAGGGGAGGACGAUGGAGCUGUCAGACAGGCUAAGCACUUGGCCCUCAUCGAGGGCUGGAGGGCGGUGCUGCCCAAUGGCCUGGCCGAGGCGGACUUCGGCGUGGACAAGCGUCGCGGCAAGAGGAUUGUCUUCAAGGACACCAACGAGGAGCUGGACGAACAGGCAGCGAACGAGGAGAGGUACAGGGAAGAGCAGCUAAGGGAGGUCGAGCUGAGGGAGGAACAGCUGAGAGAGGAGCGAAUCAGAGAAGACGAGCUCAGAGUAGAACGCAUCCGGGAGAUACAGCUGCGAGAACAGAAUCUUCGCGACGAGCCCCAGCACUAUCCCCUGAAUGCGGUCUACGAGGAGGCGGCCCCGCCCCAGCGAGGAGCCCGGGUCAUCUUCCCCGAUCACUAUGAGCGCUACAUCCGCAAAGGGAAGAUCCUGAACCGACCCACCUAUGCGCCCAGCUACGAGUACGGCGACAGGCGGGAGGAAAAGGAAGAUCGUCUGGUCCUGAGCAACGAGCACAGGCCUGGCGCCCAUUACCGCCUGGAGGCAGGCGACUACCAAUCGCCGCAGAGCCCAAGCACCCUCAACUACGGCGAGUACAUGCCCAGCAGUACGGUUCGCUUCGGGGAGCCCACGGAGCGGCCGUCGCCCCAGUACAACUAUCCCAAUGCCAACUACAUCAGCGACAACCGGUACGGGAGCAGGCCCAGCCAAAAGCCCCGCUACGAGGACGACAAGAACAUCUACGUGACGAACUCCCAAGGCGUCAACGAGUACUACAUCCGACCCGACGGCAGCAAGGUCUACCUGAGGGCCGGCUAGGACUAGGAUUAGUUAGGAGGUUAGAUGGUUAGGCGGUGCUCGCACCACACCCACUGAGAGGCAGGCCACAUAUAGUCAUAAGUCUGUAAAUACGUAACAGGUUUUUUUUUUGUGUAUGCUUAUGUUUAUAUAUUUAAUACCUUAAAGCAGUGUGCAUACGUACGCACUCGUAUUUAUUAAUA
Molecule: messenger RNA, 3703 nt
Organism: Drosophila persimilis
Lineage: Eukaryota; Metazoa; Arthropoda; Insecta; Diptera; Drosophilidae
Exons: 4
Coding region: 150-3521 (1123 amino acids)
Source: RefSeq, a predicted model, not a curated record